This is a messenger RNA of Magnolia sinica, 886 nucleotides long. Its product is annotated as non-specific lipid transfer protein GPI-anchored 5-like. Lineage: Eukaryota; Viridiplantae; Streptophyta; Magnoliopsida; Magnoliales; Magnoliaceae. Gene Ontology annotation, biological process: lipid transport. The record is from RefSeq and is a predicted model, not a curated record. Gene Ontology annotation, molecular function: lipid binding. The coding region runs from base 63 to 704 and encodes 213 amino acids. The transcript is spliced from 3 exons.
UGAAAUCUGACCCACAAGCUCUUCAAUCUUCCCACUUCUCUGACCACAGACCGGAACAUCCAAUGGCUGUGAGGAGUAUGGAGAUGGGUCUGGUGGCGGUCCUCAUGACCAUGUUGUGGGCUGGAGCAUCAGCUCAGCUGAGCUGCACCCCAACGAUCAUGAGCCUCUCUCCAUGCCUAAACUACAUUACAGGGAAUUCAUCAACCCCAUCACCAUCAUGCUGCUCCCAGCUCGCCAGUGUAGUUAGAUCCCAGGCCCAGUGUUUGUGCAUGUUGUUCAAUGGCAGCAGCUCGUCGAUGGGGUUCAACUUCAACCAGACUCAAGUUCUAGCUCUUCCUGGUGCUUGCAAUGUCCAGACUCCACCCAUUAGUCAGUGCAAUGCUGCUAGUGGACCUGUAACCUCUCCUGGGGACUCUCCGGCAGAAGCACCGGUGGAAGCACCGACUUCUCCACCUACAUCGGCUACGGCCACUGCACCAGUGACACCGCCGCCUUCAGUGCCGAUCACCCCUUCUACUAAGCCGUCAGCUCCGGCGGUUCCAUCUCAAACACCACCGUCGGCACCAUCAAUUCCAAGAAAUGGAUCUAAGACCGUCCCAUCUACAAGUGGGGGGAGUUCAUUGGAUGAAAGUUGUACAACAUUUCUCAUUGUAUUUUUCCUUGGAUUUGCAUCAUAUGCUUCAUAUGGUGGUGCUAUCUACUGAGCUCAUUGUUUCAUUGCUCAUCCAUGUCUUUCUUUACAUUUACAUUGAAUGUAUCAUCAGUGUUCUACUCCUUUUGAGAUUGGUUUUUUGGAGGCCUCCAUCUGAGGUUGUCCUUUGUUGUUUGUAGCAAAGAGGAUUCUCUUCUCUUUCAAUUUUUUGUAAUAAACAUGAUUUCAUUUAAA